UGUACGCUGUGUAUUCUGAUCUGCGGAUCAGCUGGGCGAAGCAAUAACAUCCCAAACCAUAUCUGCCGAAAAACACACACAGCUCGCAUACUGCGGCUCAAACGUCGUGUAACGCAGAACUUACACGUCGAUUUCUUCUAAGAAGAAAGACUUUUUUCAUAUUUUUCUUGUGAAUUUACUACCUCAUAUAAAAAGUAUACCUAAAGCUAUGCUUUAAGAUUUUUUUUUGUGUUUUUUUAUUGUGUGGUCGUCGCGUUUACAACUUGAAUAAUUUUGCAGGUAAGACAGAUCUUUGCACCACAACAACCAAGUGAGACCUUAUAUUGCACUGCGCCUUCUCUGAGACUACAAAAAAAGGCCAAUACGUCUGUGAUCGACCAGCCUUCCGUCACAUCACUGAAAAAAAAACCAACAACAUUAGUCACUAUAGUUAAUAAAAACGAAACAAAUAUUUCUAAGGCAGCUAUCCCUCAGGAAACACAAAACUUUGACCUUUGACCUCCGAGGCAGCCAUGUUCCAGCGGCUCAGCAGUCUGAUCUUUGGGAGCGAGGAAGAAGGUACUCCAGAACUAAAGGGACCAAAGCCCUGUGUGACUGAGGCUGAUGAAGAGGGAUGGCUCCUGGUCAAUCUGCCCGGCGAGGAUGGGCAAGAGGCAGUAUCAGUAGCACGCCCCUGUCCCCGCAGUGAAUGUCAUGCAUUUCCGAUAUGUGGCCCCUCUCCUCAUACCUGCAAAAAACGCAGGACUACUAGAGCAGGCAGGAGAGAGGCAGCACAUCCUUCCUCCCCUUCCAUCUGCUCUCCUCCUGAUCCCGCCUCCUUGUCUCACCUUGAGUCAUUAGAAGUGAAUGUGUUGUUAAGCGAGCGGGGCUCGAGCUCCUGUAGUGACUGCAGCAUGGAUGAGAGCUGGUUUGUCACCCCUCCCCCCUGUUUUACUGCAGAGGGAGCCACGGCAGAGGCUAGUCCCAUGGAAGACCUCCUCAUCGAGCACCCCAGCAUGUCUGUGUACGUCUCGGCUGGCCCCCUCCCUCCGAUGGAAGAGAGCACCACCAGCCUGGCCGGCAGUGUUAGCAGGAUGUCUGAAUCGGCAGUGCCCGCUGUGACCAGGAGCAGCAUGACCACACGAGUGACCCGAGGAGCGGCCGCACAGGCAGGUGCCCUAGCUAAAGUCACCCAGGUCUCCAGGGUCCAGAGGGCCAAAGCCCGCACUGAGCGUCGACACCUGGCACGCAAUCGCAUACAGCGCCAAAACCUUGUGCGUGAAAAGGUCCAACGGCGCACAUCCCACACCCGCAACUCCUUCCUGCACCAACCGUGCCAGCGCAACAUCUGCCACUGAGGCAUCAAAGUUUACAUUGAGGGCAUUAUUACACAUAGACACCCCAAGAAACCCAUACCUACCAAUGAAUCCCCCUCCUUCUCAAAUGCCCUCUAAAGUCCUCCCAUUGCUUUUACUCGUUUUACGUCCAUAAUGUUAUUAAGUUUCAUAUUAAUCUGGUUUGUCCUUGAGCACAAGCCAGUCUAUCUUUAUCCUCUUCUCACUCGUAUCUGGCAGGCAGGCCACCACAAAGCACAAUUACUCUGUCUAAGAUGAUCUGUAUAUUUGCUUAAAUGCCAUGUACCUCCUGUGUGUGUCCUUGUAACACCUUUCCCAAGUUAGGGAAAACGUUUCCCAAUCUGGGAGUAUAGCAGAUAAGGAGAGACAUGUAAACUCUGUACAACAUCCCUCUAAAGGCGCUUUUCCACUGCAUAGUACGGUACGGUUCGGCCCAGUACGCUUCGACUCGGCGCGGAACAGUUCGGCUCG
Molecule: messenger RNA, 1805 nt
Organism: Pimephales promelas (fathead minnow)
Lineage: Eukaryota; Metazoa; Chordata; Actinopteri; Cypriniformes; Leuciscidae
Gene: tp53inp2b
Product: tumor protein p53 inducible nuclear protein 2b
Biological process (GO): positive regulation of DNA-templated transcription; autophagosome assembly
Cellular component (GO): autophagosome; nucleus
Source: RefSeq, a predicted model, not a curated record